Messenger RNA from Aspergillus eucalypticola CBS 122712, 2046 nucleotides. RefSeq names its product multicopper oxidase. The transcript has 9 exons. The record is from RefSeq and is a predicted model, not a curated record. Gene Ontology annotation, molecular function: oxidoreductase activity; copper ion binding. The coding region runs from base 1 to 2022 and encodes 673 amino acids. Lineage: Eukaryota; Fungi; Ascomycota; Eurotiomycetes; Eurotiales; Aspergillaceae.
AUGCUGUUGGAAUCUUGCUGGACAGCCCUUGUCCACUUCUUUGGCUUCCAAUCUUUGUUCUCAUCUCAACAGUAUCCACUUCCGCCCAAUGGAGCAAUAGAAUACCCAAGUUCGCCUACUGCGGCAGCCGGUCAAGCUGACCCGACAGAUGUGCUGGAAUUCCAACCCCUUGGUGCCUCGAAGAACUUUAAGUGCCAGUAUCCGGGGCUGAAAGACAAAUACCUAGCCACACCGAAUGGAAACCAGAGUCUUUGGCUCCAGCCAUCGCAACAAACCAGCCAGGAUGAGGUGUAUGACAUUGAUACGGACUAUGAAAUAAAAGCACCCACAGGCAUAACUCGAGAUAUCUACGUUGAUGUGAGUAAACUGGACUCGAACGAUGCGCUGGCACCCGACGGUGUCUCGUUCCCGGAAGGAAAAUAUAUUAACGGCUCAUAUCCUGGUCCGCGGAUCGAGGCGUGUUGGGGUGAUACAGUUCGUGUCCAUGUCACGAACAAGGUGGAUAAGAACGGAACUGCAAUUCAUAUGCAUGGAAUCCGUAUGUUCAACAGCAGUUAUUCGGAUGGUGUUCCAGGUGUCACCCAGUGUCCUAUUGCUGUGAACGAUACAUUCACCUACGAAUUUCAAGCGAUACAGUAUGGCACGACGUGGUACCAUAGCCAUUACAGCCUCCAAUACACUGAUGGCAUGCUUGGACCGUUGACUAUCUACGGACCUGCAUCGAGCGCCUUCGCCAAAUGGACUUAUGGAGUGGUUGAGGGGAAUAGUCCUGUGAUCCAGAUGGAUAGCAUCCUCAUCAAUAACAAAGGCAGCUGGGCGGGUAAAUAUCCGGACAACCGAUACAAGACAGAUCAGCUCAAGCCGGGCAAGAAGUAUCUCCUCCGGCUGAUUAAUGCCGCAACAGACACCGCCUUCAUUUUCAGUAUCGACGAACAUAAGAUGAAGGUCAUCGGUGCAGAUUUGGUGCCCGUCCAUCCCUAUGACAUGGAUUCUUUAUAUAUUGGAAUUGGUCAGCGGUACCACGUCAUCGUAGAAACCAAAUCCGACCCCGAAGAUAUAAACCGAAAUUAUUGGAUUCGAACUUGGCCUGCCUCAGGCUGUCACAAUUUCGCCUGUGAACCAAAUGAAAGACAGGGUAUCUUUCAGUACAAUACCACGGAUCUUGAGGACCCCAUAUCCACUCCAUAUAGACCACCUUAUGGAGGACAGUGUCGGGAUGAAGACCAUGACAAGCUGAUCCCGGUGUUCCCUUGGAUGAUACCGAAGCCAACACCGGAUCAACUGCAGCAGGUCAGGUUUCCGUUCGACCUACUGAAACAGGACAAAUUCACAAUGCCCGCUGAAGACGGAUGGAACGGUACUGAUGAGACAAUAGGCGCAUGGCAGGUCAACGGGGCACCUGCCUGGGUGAACUAUCAAGAUCUGACUGUGAAUCACCUGGACGGCAAUUAUACCUGGCCUGAAAAUGCUGCUCUCUUUGAACUGAAUUCGGACCCAGAUACGGAUGAACCAACAUGGGCAUAUAUGGUGAUAGACGGUGGACAUCAAGAUGAAGAAGAAAAGCCCCCUGGAGAGAAGGUCGUUCCUGCCGCGCACCCGAUGCAUCUGCAUGGUCAUGAUUUCGCUCUGCUGAAGCAAUCAUACGACCCAUUCGACGAUGACAUCGGUAAUGAUCCUAACGCUAUGCAGGGCUUCAUCGACAGUCUCUCAUAUGAUAAUCCGGCUCGUCGCGACGUUGUUUUGCUACCCAAAAAUGGCUACAUUGUGAUUGCUUUCAAGCUUGAUAAUCCAGGCACGUGGCUGCUGCAUUGCCACAUUGCCUGGCAUGCCUCUGGUGGCUUGGCUUUGCAAAUUCUUGAAGAUAAAGACAAGAUUAAGGAGCUAUUAGACAAAGAUAUCAAUCCGGGUCAAACCGCACGGGACCAAAUUGACGAUGGAUGCACGGGGUGGAAGGAAUGGUGGGAUAACAAAGAGAAUCGCUGGAAUGCAUCUGCGAGAUUCCAAGAUGACUCUGGAGUCUGAGACGCAUCCCAGGGAGACAUAUGG